AUGAAUAUAACUGAUCCACGAAGUCGUUACACGGCUGCAGAAUACUUAGAUGCUAUGUCUAAAGAUGCGUUGGAAUCCAAUUUAAAUACUAUAUUUUCUUCACUUCGAAAUACUGAGCAAUAUUGGCGUCAACCAAGAAAUGAUUUAGAUUGUAUGACCCGACAUUAUGGACCUGCAACAUGGUUUAUAACGUUAAGUCCUAGUGAAUGGUUAUGGGACAAUUUAGGUGAUUAUAUUCGUGAAGUUAAUGGAUGGCAAAACUCUUUGUUGAGUACCAGUGAACUUGUUGCUAAAGAUCCUGUAUCAACGUCAAGAUUUCUUGAUAAUAAAUUUCGAGCAAUGAUAGAUUUUAUUUGUUCCAAAGAUUGUCCAAUUGGUGAAGUAACGCACUAUUUUUGGCGACGAGAAUAUCAAGGUAGAGGCAUACAACAUUUUCACUUAUUUCCUCGUCCCGUUACUGAAACACUGCGUAUGAGAGAUGUAGCAACUUCGAUAGCAGGCAGGAAACAAUUAAAACAUCAAAGCAGAUUGUAUGAUCUUCCUCGAACGGCUGAUGAAGUUGAUAUUAAUGAUUACAAUUCUGCUCUUCUUACUGCAUGGGAAGGAAAUAUGGAUAUACAAUAUAUUGGUGAAAAGUCGACACUGCUUACAUGGUAUGUUACUAAAUAUGUGAACAAACCAGGAAAAAGUGAGUUGUCGGACUUUGAUCUUGAGAGUUUUAAGAAUAAUAAAAACAAGUCAUUGGCAAGUGUUCUUUGGAAUUUUGGUUUACGAUCCUUAACUAAUAGAGAAUGUGGAGCUCUUGAAGCUGCUGAUACAUUGUUAAGUAUCGCUUUAUAUGGGACUGAUCGCAAUACAACUAUUAAAUGGUUAAACGUUAAUCGCAUACGACAGAGAAAAUUAAAAAGUCGUAAAGAAAUUGAAACUCUUAAUGGUGAAUCUACAGAUAUAUUUUGUCCAUCUGUAAUAGAUGAUUAUUAUCCAAAUAGACCUCAAGAAUUGGAGUCUGUAUCUCUUUAUGAAUUCGUACAAUGGUAUGAUAUCACGACGAUCGAACCACGAAGUAAUAAUAUUGAAUAUUAUAAAAUAAAUAAUAGUCAUUAUCUUAAACGGCGAAAACGCGCGUGUCUUAUUAAUCACUAUAAGUACAAUGUUGAAACACGACCGGAAGAUUAUUUCUUUUCCUUAUUGCUUAUGUUUAAACCAUGGCGAAAUUUAGAAGAAAUUAGAGAUGGUUGUGAUACUUACGCACAAGCAUUUGAAAAAGAAAAAUUACAUCUUACGGAAGCAUGGCAAUAUCACGAAAAGGUACAAGAAUUGCAAAAAGCAUUUGAAAAUGCAAAAGAGUUAAUUCGACAAGAAGAUGAAAAAUUACAAAAAAAUGUGUCUCAGGAUGAUCCUGAUAAUCCGAUAGGUAUUCAAAAUAUAGAAGCAGGUGAAGCGAUGCAAGAUUUUAGAGAUUUUGGUGAUAAAAUAGAAAAAAUUGAUGUUUCUGAAAUGAUAGCGAAAUUAAAUUUGGAUCAAAAAAGAGUAUUUGAUAGAGUUAUUAAUACUGUAAAGUCGGACAAUUCAAUAUUACGAUUAUAUGUUAGUGGAGAAGGUGGAACUGGAAAAAGUUUCUUAAUUAAAACAAUUAAAUGUUGGAUUAAACAAAAUCUUAACAAAGAUACUGCUCUAGCGGCACCUACUGGUAUAGCAGCGUUUAAUAUUGAUGGCUUGACAGUUCACAGAUUGCUCCAAUUACCUGUUGAACACGGUCAGACUUCAAAGUAUAAACCAUUGUCUAAUCAUGUUUUGAAAGUUUUACGCGCAGAGCUCAAAGAUGUUGUUCUUUUUGUGAUUGAUGAAGUGUCAAUGAUAUCAAAUUUGACUUUAAUGUAUAUACAUCUUCGAUUAAGUGAAAUAUUUGAUACUAAUGAUGUUAAAGAAGGUUGGUUUGGUCGAAAACACAUUCUUUUAUUUGGCGAUUUGCUUCAAUUACCUCCCGUACGUGAGGAUCCUGUUUUUGUGCAAUUAUCUAAUGACAAAAUUAAGACAUGUGUUGGUUCUUUAAUUACCGUUAAUUUGUGGACUACAUUAUUUCAUUAUGAUGAAUUGACGAUUAAUAUGCGUCAGCAAGAGGAUGAUACUUAUCGACAAUUGUUGUCGAGAAUUCGUAUUGGUUCAUUGACAAGGUCUGAUUGUGCCAAUCUUGAAAGUAGAAAAAUAUCUUUUAAAGGUAAUUCUGUGGAAUCUAGAUUAAAGGAAAUAUGUGAUUUUAUGGACAAUUUGCCAUCAGACACUGUUUGUUUAUUACCUACUCGUGAUAUGUGUGAAGUUCUUAAUACAGCUAUGUUAAAUCGCAUUGCUUCGAAAGAAAUAUUAUUAAUUGCCGAAGAUACAAUCAACUGUAAUUCAUAUGUAAAAAAGAAAGUAUUAAGAGUAUUAUCGAAUAAUGAUGAUGAUAAUUCUAAAACUGCUGGACUUUCAAAAGAAAUUGUAAUUAAAAUUGGAGCAAAAGUUAUGAUAAGGCGUAAUAUUGAUGCUACUUUGGGUCUUGUAAAUGGUACAAUAGCUACAGUAGUUUCAGUUGUAUACAAUAUUACCCCAGUCUGCCGUUUGGAAAUUUAA
This is a messenger RNA of Monomorium pharaonis (pharaoh ant), 2610 nucleotides long. RefSeq lists its product as uncharacterized. The record is from RefSeq and is a predicted model, not a curated record. Gene Ontology annotation, molecular function: DNA helicase activity. The transcript has 2 exons. Bases 1 to 2610 code for a protein of 869 amino acids. NCBI's taxonomy places the organism in Eukaryota, Metazoa, Arthropoda, Insecta, Hymenoptera, Formicidae. Gene Ontology annotation, biological process: telomere maintenance; DNA repair.